AUGUCAUCGAAUAGAAUUGUGGUCAUCGGCGCGGGGGUUACGGGCCUCACCACGGCCCUGUUGCUUUCUAAGAACUCGGCCAAUGAUGUGACAGUCGUUGCCAAACACAUGCCAGGGGACUCGGACAUCGAAUAUGCGUCCCCGUGGGCUGGUGCCAGUUAUCUACCCCUGGGUGCAAAGGGGAGCGAAAAUGCCAAGUACGAGAAGGCCACCUGGCCUGCGCUGCGCGAUUUAGCUCAGCAUAGUCCCGAAUCGGGUGUCCAUUUUCAAGAGACCACGGUCCAAAACCGUCGCAAAGAUCAGGACACUGCCACGGGAAAGUGGGCGGCUGAGCUCACAUCGCCUAGUCCUUGGUUCAAAGAUAUCAUGCCGGAUUUCCGCAACCUGCCUUCCGACCAACUCCCCCCGGGCAUCGAUAACGCUCAAAGGUUCACGUCUGUCUGUAUCAACCCGGCAAUUUACCUGCCAUGGCUGGUUACCCAGUGCAUGAAAAACGGCUGCGUCUUCAAACGGGCUAGUUUGACCCAUAUCGCCGACGCGGCCGACGCGCACCACUCGGGCAGUAAGGCCGAUGUCGUGGUCAAUUGUACCGGCCUGGGCUCUCGAACGCUCGGCGGUGUUGCUGACGACCAGGUCCAUCCGAUCCGCGGUCAAAUUAUCAUGGUCCGCAACGAUCCCGGGUCAAUGACCUCGAUCUCCGGGUCAGAUGAUGGUCCAGAGGAGGUGGCCUAUAUUUUCCCAAGAGCAGCAGGUGGCGGGACGAUCAUUGGCGGAACAUACCAGAAGAAUAACUGGGAUCCUCUCCCUGACCCCAAUUUCGCGAACAGAAUCAUGCAGCGAGCCCUCAAACUCGACCCGCGGUUGGUCAAACCAGGACAGGGCGUGGAAGGCCUUGAUAUCAUCAGACACGGAGUUGGACUGCGCCCGGGUCGAACUGAUGGAGUGCGGAUUGAAAAGGAUCAAGUGAACGGGGUGAAGAUCGUGCACAACUACGGCCAUGGCGGGUUCGGAUACCAAACCUCAUGGAGCUGCGCUGAAAAGGCAGCUGGACUGGUUCACGACACUCUCCUGCAAAGGGAUCGAGCUAAGCUUUGA
This is a messenger RNA of Penicillium oxalicum, 1095 nucleotides long. Its product is annotated as FAD-dependent oxidoreductase. The transcript is spliced from 6 exons. Gene Ontology annotation, molecular function: FAD binding; D-amino-acid oxidase activity. Bases 1 to 1095 code for a protein of 364 amino acids. The record is from RefSeq and is a predicted model, not a curated record. NCBI's taxonomy places the organism in Eukaryota, Fungi, Ascomycota, Eurotiomycetes, Eurotiales, Aspergillaceae.